CUCAUUUUGCCUCCUCUUGGGGAUCCUCUGCUCAGCCCUGAUGGCCUUUCAUAGCCUCCUGGAUGAAGUCGGCAGCCUGGGGAGAUUCCAGAUACUUCAGAUGGUUUUCCUUUGCAUCUCCACCUUCCUAGCGUACCCCCACAUUCUCCUGGAGAACUUCACGGCCGCCGUCCCCGAGCACCGCUGCUGGGUCCCCAUCCUGGACAACCUCACCGCGUCUGCUAAUGGCACCGGGGCCCUCAGCCGGGACGCCCUCCUGAGGGUGUCCAUCCCCCUGGACUCCAGCCUGAGGCCCGACAAGUGCCGCCGCUUCGUCCACCCGCAGUGGCAGCUGCUGCGGCUGAACGGGACGGUCCCCGCCGGCCGCGAGCCCGCCACGGAGCCGUGCCUGGACGGCUGGGUGUACGACCGCAGCGCCUUCCCCGCCACCAUCGUGAGCCAGUGGGACCUGGUAUGUGACUCUCAAUCACUGAGCUCAGUGGCCAAAUUCCUGUUCAUGGCUGGCGUGCUGUUGGGAAGCCUCAUAUGUGGUCACUUAUCAGACAGGCUUGGCAGGAAGUUGGUGAUCAGAUGUUGUUUCCUCCAGCUCGCCAUCUCUGGCACUUGUACAGCCUUUGCUCCCAACUUCUUCAUCUACUGCUUCCUGCGCUUCUGGGCUGGGUUUUCUACCACAAGUAUCCUGACAAAUUGUAGUAUGCUCAUGGUAGAAUGGAUGGUGCCCAAAUACCAAGCCAUGAGUACGAUGCUGUCAAUCUCUGUGGGUAGUCUGGGGCAGAUGUCCCUGGGAGGCCUGGCCUUUGCAUGUCAAGACUGGAUCACCCUCCAGCUAGUGAUGUCUAUACCAUUCUUUGUCUUACUUCUGCCCACAAGGUGGCUGAUGGAGUCUGCUCGGUGGCUGAUUAUCACCAACAAACUCGACAACGGCUUACAGGUGCUUAGGAAAGUUGCACAAAUAAAUGGAGUAAAGAAUGCGGAUGAUACUCUAACCAUGGAGGUCUUGAGAUCCUCCAUGCAGGAGGAGUUGGAGAUGAUGCAGAAAAGAUAUUCUGUGCUUGACCUGUUCCGAACACCCAACAUGCGGAAAAGGGUCUGUGUCCUGUCUUUUGUGAGAUUUACUAGCUUCCUGCCUCUUUUUGGCCUGAGUCUCAACCUCCAGCAAGUGGGAAGCCACAUUUUCCUGGUCCAGGUUCUCUUCGGUGGAGUUUCCCUCCCAGCCAAUUACAUCGCACUUUUGAUUCUGAAUUGCCUGGGCCGGAGACUCAGCCAGGCACUUUUCAUGUUCCUGGAGGGCGUCUCCAUUCUGAGCAUGAUCUUUGUGCCUCAAGAAAUGCAGACCAUGCGCAUGGCUCUGUCAGCCUUCGGAGUAGGCAUUUCCUAUGCCUUGAUGACCAGCGUUAUCACCCAUUCCACUGAACUGCUCCCCACUAUAAUCAGGGCGACAGCUGCAGGCAUCCUGGGAAUUUGGGGUAGUGUUGGGGCAGCCGUGGCCCCCCUGGUGAUGAUCCUGGUGGUGUACUCUCCCUACGUGCCCUGGAUCAUCUAUGGAGCCCUCCCCCUCCUCACUAUCCCUGUUAUCCUCCUCCUGCCUGAAACCAAGAACCGGCCCCUGCCUGACUCCAUCCAGGAAGUGGAGAACAUCAGGAGUAAAGCAUCAAGAAAAACAAAGCAGGAUGUUACCUCCACGAAAGUGACACAGUUUUAAGGAAUUCCAGGAACUGCUGAUCAAAGAGCUAAAUAAAGGAAGAAACCAAGAUAAUGCCUAGAUAUGAGGAAAAUUAGAAAAAUAAAUAAAAACAAAAACAUAUAGUGGACAAAGUGAGCCCUUU
Talpa occidentalis (Iberian mole) is the source of this 1826-nucleotide messenger RNA. RefSeq names its product organic anion transporter 7-like. Gene Ontology annotation, cellular component: membrane. Gene Ontology annotation, molecular function: transmembrane transporter activity. The transcript is spliced from 10 exons. The coding region runs from base 41 to 1702 and encodes 553 amino acids. Gene Ontology annotation, biological process: transmembrane transport. Lineage: Eukaryota; Metazoa; Chordata; Mammalia; Eulipotyphla; Talpidae. The record is from RefSeq and is a predicted model, not a curated record.